Molecule: messenger RNA, 471 nt
Organism: Trypanosoma cruzi
Lineage: Eukaryota; Euglenozoa; Kinetoplastea; Trypanosomatida; Trypanosomatidae
Exons: 1
Coding region: 1-471 (156 amino acids)
Biological process (GO): vesicle-mediated transport
Cellular component (GO): membrane
Source: RefSeq, a predicted model, not a curated record
AUGACGAUACCAGUGGAGGUGGUGGAUCAUGAAGUUGUAAACGACAGUGAUGAACAAUGUUUUCAGGGGCUUUCAUGGUCCUCACGGAUUCAGGGUUACGUACUCUUCACGGCAUUGGGAUUUUUCUCUUCAUUUAUGGGUUGGGUCUCCUUGGGCAUUGGGUACUAUUGGAAGUACUCGGUUUUAUCUACCUUGGGGUCUCUCAUGUCUUUGGCGAGUACUUUUAUACUCAUGGGUCCCCGCGCGCAACUUAAUUACAUGUUUGAUGAGUACCGCCGCACUUCUUCCCUGCUCUACAUUAGCUCCUUGAUUAUCACUUGGAUUGUCGCUAUCGCCUAUAAGUCCGCCCUCCUUUGUAGCCUCUGCGGUUUGCUACAAUACGGAUGUUUAAUAUGGUAUUCUCUUUCGUACGUUCCAUACGGCCAGGAAGCUGUCUCCGGUUUUAUUGGUCGUCUCAUUUUUCCCCGAUAG